AUGUGAUUAAGCUCCUGAGCGUCAUCUCUCCCACAAAGACUGAGGGGUGUCCCUGGUCCAAAAUUGCCACCGGCUGUGGCAAGCCUGCCCGCGUCCUCCACGGGCCGCGAAUCUGCAAUCUCCAAAUGACGGAAAUUGAAUCGGGGCGAACUCUUUAUGCGGCAGCCUCCGCCAACCCCGAUGAAAUUGCCACCCUGGACUUCCUGGACGAAGUCACGGCCGUGGUCUGCAGUACCAAAGGGCAGCUGUUCCUUGCAGACUUCAGGCAACCCCAGGGCCUUCUGGGAGCUCUCGAGGCUCAGACCCCUCGGGCACGGGCAGAGGGGCUAAGCUGGUGUGCAGGAGUUGGCCCUGGAGAGAAGCCCAUAGUUGCCCGCCUCUCAUCGGGAGGCCUUGUUGUGCUGACGGACCUCAGACGCUCCUCCGACCCCCUGAAAAUGGCCCAGUGCUGCAUGCCGACCCCUGCUUUCAGUGGGGCAGGCUUCCUGUCGAUCAGCUUGGCUCCUGGACUGGGGGACUGCCUGGCAGUGUCAGGUUUUGACGGGACCGUUCAGGUCUACAGUACGCACGGCUGGGACUCCUCAGGGCAGGAAGCGAAGCCGGUGUUCAUUCACAAAGGGCACGUCUUCGGCACCCCUGGCAAGGAUGGGGGCAGUCCGAUGGUCACCACCCACAGUUGGCAUCCUUGGAAGCCCCAGGCAUUGCUCUCGGCUGGAAGCGACGGGUCGCUGCAUGUGUGGGACUGGUCUGACCCUCGAGCAAGCGAGCCGUCUGAUCUCACGCCCUCUGUCCCCCCUCCCUCGGGGAGCGUCCCCUGAAGUCCCCUGCCAUCCCGCCCCUCCACAGCACAGCCUGGGAAAGGAGUCCCUAGAUGUAACAGUAUGUGGGAAUGACCCUGGGAGACAGGAGGAAGAGCCGCAGACUAGGCAACGGUCAGCUAAGUGGCAGCUGAGCGCGCAGAAGGAAUGGGGGCAUGGCAAGCGUCUCAGAAGGGACCCUCCCCAGUUUCUUGGCCUGGAAAGGAAAGGGGAGGGGAGAGAUGUUCUUUCAGACUUGCAGGAUUGUUAAUGGAACCCUACCAUAAAGGUUGAGCUAGUACUUCUGGGUGGACUCCUUGUCUGGACUACCUCACAAGGCUGGCAUCAAUCUUGCAAGUCUGAAAGAACAUCUCUCCCCGCCACUUGCCUUUAACAGGCCAAGACCCUGGGGAGGCUCCCUUCUGAGACCUUUGCCUCGUCCCCGUUCCUUCUGCGGACUCAGCGGCCUCUUACCUGAUUUAGUCUGCGGUCCUGCACCACAGGACCAGUGCUGCCUUCUCCCCCCACUCUGACCCCAGUCCAUUCAAGAGCAAUAGCAAAUUUUGCGAAGCGGUUAGCCCAGAUCCAUGGCUGCUGCUUGUCUCACAACCUGGGGGUGUCCAGGAGCAUUGCACGUGUCAGAAAAUGUCCGGAUGGUGUCACAACUGGGUGACCAAAGCCUGGUGGUUUUAAUGCCCUGGUCCUUGUAAAAGGGGUGUGAGGUGGGUCCAGAGUGAUAAGCUGCUUCUCGCUCUGAUCUUUGGAGGUGCUGACUUCUCCUCCACUAUGAUUUUGCUGUGACUUUUUUUUAAACUCUGGGUUUUGCUAAUCUGCCCUUCCAAGUUGUUUCUUCCAGAUCAUGAGAGCUUUUAUGUUCCACGCUAGGAGGGGUUGGUAUUACGUGUCUUCAAUUCCUCGCCUACUGUCUUGCGCUCUUGCCCAACUUUUGGAAAACAACAAAAGAGGCGACGUUUUCAUAAAGUUGCACGGCCUUGUCUCGC
This is a messenger RNA of Python bivittatus (Burmese python), 1798 nucleotides long. The record is from RefSeq and is a predicted model, not a curated record. Lineage: Eukaryota; Metazoa; Chordata; Lepidosauria; Squamata; Pythonidae.